Molecule: messenger RNA, 2514 nt
Organism: Moneuplotes crassus
Lineage: Eukaryota; Ciliophora; Spirotrichea; Euplotida; Euplotidae
Source: the annotation of a GenBank genome assembly
AUGUCCCAAUCUCAAAAGAUUAGCCUGUACAAGCUAAAGUUCCGAAUAAUUUACUGAUCAGGAGAAGACCCUGAAUUCCCGGUUACAGAGCUACUAGAGAACAGCCCUCAGAGUAGAGGAUGGCUUAGUCCGAAAUUUUGUGAAUAUCCUCAGGAGAUAAUUAUCCAGUUCUCAAAUCCUUCGCGGUUGAGGCAAAUACAGUUCCUUUCACAUCAAUCAAAAAUAGCAUCAAAGAUAGAGCUGUUCACGUUUAUCCCCACUGGAGAGCAGGCGAUGACCUCACAGAUCCCUUUGAACGAGGUGAAGUUCAACAGGUUGGGCUAUCUCUCGCUUGAAUCAAAUGAGAAAUCAGGGUUCCAAGCACGUGAGUUAAAAAGUGUCUAUGUCGAUGCCUUCUCUCUAUUGCUCAAAGUAGUCCUUCACAAGUGCCAUGUGAACAAGUAUAAUCUCUACAACCAAGUUGGGCUUAUCGCCGUCAAUUGAAUGGGAGAGAUCAGCAAGGCGAAGGAAUCAGUUACCGAUAAAGACCUCCCAUCUUUUGAAGAUAUGAUGCAGCUUGAUGAAGUCAGCCUCGAACGAGUCAAAGAGCUUAAGAAAGCUAAAGAUAGAGCUAUUAAAAUGGAGGAUUAUGACGCAGCGAAGAAGUAUAAGCAGAUGAUAGAACGCCUCAAAAGUAUGGGAACACACCUUGCGCAACUUGAGGAAAGAAAGAAAAUUGCAAUAGAAAAUGAGGAUUUUGAUGCAGCAAAAAUCAUUAAGACUGAAAUUGAUAGACUCAGAGCAACAGCAGUUGAUCCAGCAUUUAAUCAUGGCCCUUAUUCUGAUCAACCUAAGCCAAGUGAGGCUAAAAGACCAUUCUCUGGUGGCCCAGAUGCUCCAAUGGCUGAACAAAUGCCACCUCCCAGAAAACCAAAAGGGAUGGGAAUGGGAAUUGAAGAAGGCAUGGAUAAAAUGGCAAUUAACGAUCCUCCUCCUAGAAAGGGCCCUGCUUUGCCACUUAAUAACAAAAAGGACUUAUUUGGACCAGGUCCUGGUAAACCUCCUGGCAAAGGACUAUCAUUUCCAGCUUCAGAUAAAUUUCAUGAAGAAGAAAAGAAAAUGGCAAUGCCAAUAGAACCACAAAUUCCUCAAAAUAUUGAUGACCAAGUUAUCCCAGCAGCAAGAGCAAAGGCAGCUCCAAAUGAAGGAGGAAUUAUUCCUGGAGAAGAAAAGCAGCAAACAGAAGCAGAAGAUAUCGUAGGGGAUAAUGUACGAAUUGCUCAACCUCUAAUCCCAACUUUCGGAGAAAGCACCAUCAAGAAACUCUUUUCAAAUAAUUGGGCUAACAGAGAGAAUGCCGUAAUUGAAGCUCUUGAUAUUUUUAACUCUAAUCCUGAUCCAGAUGCUGUAACCGCUGCUUUAGGAGUAGCUGCACAAGGAAUCAAAGAUAAAAUUGGACAAGUUGUUCUCAAGACUUGUGACUUAAUCAACAAUAUUCUGGCAGCAUACCAAGAGCCAGCUCCCUCAGAUGCAAAAUUCUAUAUUGAAGAAAUAGUGUCCAACAUUGCUAACAGAGUAGGAGAUAACAACGGGAGGAUAAGAGAGAAAGCCUUUGAAAUAGGAGUUGAGAUGGCAGCUCAUCCUAUGGCAGGCCAUAGCAUGAUGAUUACUCAAAUUACCAGGGCCCCUGCAGGGAAAAGGUCUGCAGCCCAAUCUGUGAGACAGCAAGCUGGGAAGUACAAGCUCUUGUAUGAAGUAUUGGUCAACACUCCUGUGACUAAGCCUACUGAGCAAAGAAGUGUUGCAACCUUCAGUGUCGCUGGAUUCAAGAACUCCAAUAAAGAAAUUAGAGAGAAUGCAUAUAAUUGUAUCAUCGAACUUUAUAGAGUAAUGGGAUCCUCCAUGAAAAAGUUCUUGGAUGAUCUCAGGCCAGCUCAAGUAGAGCUUCUAGAAAAAGGAUUCAACGAGGUUGAUGGAAUUGACCCAGACCAAGACUUUGGAGAAGCAGCUCCUAAGGUCACAGUUGAAACUAAUAUAACUCCAUUUGGAGCUAAAGAAGCAAAAUCCAAAGCCCAUGAUGCACCUGGAGAUGGAGAUUUAGAUAUGCUCGGAGAGUCACCAAGUAAAUUUGAAAGUAGCUUCAAAGCAGACAAUGACAAUAUGUGCCAGUUCUGAGGAAAAUAUGAACUUGGAUGGAAUCAAGAAGAACUUGAUAUGCAUUUCUGGAGUGAUUGUGCAAUGUUGACACCAUGAUUUGGUUGAAACCAAAUCUUAGAAAUAUCUGGAUUGAAUGAGCAUUUAUUAACUGAAUGAAAUAACAAAGAUAGUUUCCAGCAAUGCCCUAAAUGACAAGAGCCUAUCCCGAUUGAUGAUUAUGAUUAUCACGUUGAAGAAGGAUUAUGAAAUCCUGCUCAGGAUCCUAAUGAAGCAAACAGAUGUCCACUAUGUCAUGAUGACAUUUACCCAGCAGGAGAAGAUGGAUGGAAGCAACAUCUCCUUAUAGACACUUGUCCAAACAAUGAAAGGCAUCCUUAA